CUCGUAUCACUCUUCCUGGAGGCGGCGGCGGCGGCUGGGAGUAAAACGACGAGCGGGCAGCCGACGGCGCGGAACGGCGGGAUCCUGGGCGACGGGGAACAUCGUGAUCCUCAUUGGCGGCGGGGAACGGGAUGCAGGUACUUUUUCUCGGAGAGCAGUGCGACUGCGGCAACAAAGGGAGCUAUGAUGGCCUGGUUUCCAACCUGCGCAUUGUGGAUGGGACGGUGGCAGUGUUCAUUUUUGUUUCUCAGCGCUCCUCCGCGCCAGUGCGGGACCAAGUCGAUGGAUGCUUCAGAAGCAGAGGUGGGUGUCAAAUUGACUCAAUGAUUCAGAGACAGAUGUGGAUGCCAAAAUGAACCACACUUCCUUCUUGAUGGUUCCUGAUGGCUGUGGCGGUUCUGGACUGACCAUGGAGAAAUCUCCUUCUGCAUUGAAAUGUAUCCUUUUUUUCUUUUUAGAAUCAAGGAUGUGAUUAAAACCCGGCACUUUCUAUCAGUGUAGGAUAGUAUGAGACUAUCUAAUGCCUAUAAGUAUAGUUUUUCUUGUAGAUUUGUUUUCUUAUACAGUUUUCUUUCUCUUCUGUUGGCAUGUUUUUAUUCUUGCUGUCGCUGAUCUUCAGUUACUGCAGGUGCAGCAAGAAGAACAACCAGCAGAUUUAGCAUUUAUUUUGCCAAAACUUCAGGUUACUGUAAUUAAAAAUCAGUGUGCCUUUAAUCGGCAUCAACGAAGGUCUCGUUGAUUCAUUGUUGGACAUGGUACCGUAAUUUAGCAUUUAGUUAUUUGGUUUGAUGCACACAUUUGAAAAUCGACAUCCCAAAACCGGUUUCAGUAUUUGCAGUUUGCAGCUAGAUGAUGAAAUAUUUGAUCCUGCUGAUCAACACGGCAUUAUCUAGAUGUUGGCCUUCCACGGCAAGACCAUUUGUUUACUUUGAAAUGCUUGUUCAUGACAUGUAUAUGAAUCUUGGAUCAAACCCUUUCUAUGCACAAGACGGAAAAAGUCGGGGGCCAUAUCCUUGGACACCUCAUGAAACCAGGGUCAUUGUUAUGACACAGACGAAGAGGCCGCCGACGAAGCACAUACUGGGCGACAGCCGGAGCAUGUCCUCGGGGACCAGGAUGGUCGCCAUCGACGAUCAGUACACCACAUCCGCCAAGGCACAAGAGGUGGCAGUAGCAGCCAAGAAGGUUGAGCAGCUAUUUCUGAAGGUGAGCAUUGAUGUGGCGCCAUACCUCAGGAAGGUCGACCUCUGGAUGUAUGAAGGGUACAGAUAUUGCAGCGGGGGAAGGGUCGAACCAUGCAUUGGUCAAUUUCCCUAAUAUCAGUUCAGAUUGUAUGAUCGUGUGGACGACCAUUUCUGAUGUCAGGCCCACCCUCUGCAUAAAUUGAUGUAUAUGGCUAAUUUAUGAUGUUGUUAUAACUUCUUUUAAGUAUGUGAGGUGCAUGUACCAUACUCCAAUAUAAUCCUGAAUUCCAUA
This is a messenger RNA of Lolium rigidum, 1476 nucleotides long. RefSeq lists its product as uncharacterized. The record is from RefSeq and is a predicted model, not a curated record. The transcript is spliced from 6 exons. Bases 850 to 1317 code for a protein of 155 amino acids. Lineage: Eukaryota; Viridiplantae; Streptophyta; Magnoliopsida; Poales; Poaceae.